AUGCGUUUCAAUUACCAGCGUAGUAUAAACCAAUUACUAGUAAGCCUUACGGUACUUUGGCUCGUAGUUUUCAUAUUUUAUGAACGGUAUGUGCCAUACCUAGCAGCAAAAUCAUGUUCCUGGCCAAAAGUUGUGUUAGAGCCACCAGCCAGGGCCGAAGGGCAACAGGACCCUCCACCCGUAGAACCAAUUGUAGUAGAACAGAAGCCUGCUGAAAAGGAACAAAUGGAGGCAGAGUCUCUUCCACAGAACUCACCAGCUGAAGAGGAACAAGCUGAACCUCCUGUGGAAGUAGGAAUUAUUGAACGUUCUGUUGUUGAAGAGGCAGAAAAAUAUAGAGACUUGGAAGACGCCAGAAUCAUGCUUAUUGCUGAUCCACAACUUAUUGAUGCCCAUACGUAUCCUGGUAGAAAUUCUCUCUUGUUGAAGCUCUCUCAGCACACUGUAGAUACGUAUAUCAAGAAAUCGUAUAAUGCCUUGAUGAAAUAUUUAGAACCUGAGCAUAUAUUCUUUCUCGGUGAUCUUUUGGAUAAUGGAAGGGAAUCUGAAGAUGGAUACUUUCAAAGUCAAGUUAAAAGGUUUAAGAAAAUUUUCAAAAAGCAUGAACUGACCUACACCUUCCAUACUAAUGUUCCUGGGAAUCAUGAUAUUGGGUUCGGUGAUAAUGUAAUUGUGAAAAAUAGAGAUAGGUUUGAGGAAACUUUUGGUCAAAUGAAUACACGGUUUACGAUAUGUGAAGUUGAGUUUGUUGCUAUGGAUACUGUAUCCCUAUCAUCGGAUAAAAAAGAGGUUAACGAGAAAGCCUUCAACUUUUUAGACCAUGUCGCUCAGCUCCCCAAGGAACGUCCAAGAAUCUUGUUGACUCAUGUUCCGUUAUAUAGGGAUCCCGAAGUACAAAAGUGUGGUCCUUUGAGAGAAAGUGCAGAAUUCAAAUUGGGUAGUGGAUAUCAGUAUCAAAAUGCGAUUAAUGAAAAACUCAGUAGUGAGAUUUUACAGAAGAUUGAGCCUGAUAUGAUUUUCAGUGGAGAUGAUCAUGACUACUGUGAUGUAACCCACGUAGAAGGUAGAACUAGAGAAAUUACUGUGAAAUCUAUAAGUAUGGCUAUGGGAAUCAGCUACCCCGCUGUGCAGCUUUUAACGUUAGUCUUAGAAAAGGAAUCAAAUCAAGUUCACUAUGAAACUGAAAUAUGCUACUUACCAACGCCGUAUGUAAACAUAUACGUGUAUGUUGUGUUGGCAAUUUUUUCUGGACUCGCUAUCAUAACUUGGAAUAUUAAGCUGAAGUCAGCACAUAAUUCCUAUUCAUCAUUGUCGACCUCAUCGAAGUCCAAGUCCAAGCGCAACACUGCUGGCACCAGCAGCGGUGGAGUUGGUAGUCUAGGAAGCAGUGGCGACGAAGAGCAUGGAACUUCUAUUAAGCUUUCAAACUUUCUCAGGGGACAGGAUUCUGACGAUAACCAAAUUAACUUGACUCCUUUGCCAUUAUACACAUUUACGCAGAAAGAAGGCGAGGGUUCUACCAAGCUUAAGAGAGCUUUUCUUCAAGUUGGUCAUUUUUUGAGAAGAUGGAACUUGAUCGAAUCAUUAAAACAUUCCGCAUUAUUAGGGACUAUUGUCAUUGGUUUAUACUACAUAGGAUUUUGCUGUACAUUAUAG
Messenger RNA from Dujonia railenensis, 1656 nucleotides. The record is from the annotation of a GenBank genome assembly. NCBI's taxonomy places the organism in Eukaryota, Fungi, Ascomycota, Pichiomycetes, Serinales, Debaryomycetaceae.